Messenger RNA from Trichosurus vulpecula (common brushtail), 2790 nucleotides. RefSeq names its product cyclin L2 (gene CCNL2). Gene Ontology annotation, molecular function: cyclin-dependent protein serine/threonine kinase regulator activity. Gene Ontology annotation, biological process: regulation of transcription by RNA polymerase II. The coding region runs from base 20 to 751 and encodes 243 amino acids. The transcript has 6 exons. The record is from RefSeq and is a predicted model, not a curated record. Gene Ontology annotation, cellular component: nucleus. NCBI's taxonomy places the organism in Eukaryota, Metazoa, Chordata, Mammalia, Diprotodontia, Phalangeridae.
AGCACGAAGAAGACUCAAGAUGGCGGCGGCGGCGGGAGCUGCGGGAGCCCCGGCUGUGGCGGCGGCCGCGGCAGGUUCGGGGACCGGCGGAGCGGCGUCGGCGGCCGGCUCGGGCUCGGGCGGCGGGGCCGGCGGAGCGGCGGCGGCGGGCUCGGGCGGCUCGGGCCCAGGAGUGCUGAUCGGGGACCGGCUGUACUCUGGCGUGCUCAUCACGCUGGAGAACUGCCUGCUGCCCGACGACAAGCUGCGCUUUACGCCGUCCAUGUCGAGCGGUCUGGACCCCGACACCGAGACUGGCCUGCGCGUCGUGGGCUGCGAGCUCAUCCAGGCGGCCGGCAUCCUGCUGCGACUGCCGCAGGUGGCCAUGGCUACAGGGCAGGUGUUGUUUCAGCGAUUCUUUUAUACCAAAUCCUUUGUGAAGCAUUCCAUGGAGCAUGUAUCAAUGGCCUGUGUUCAUCUGGCCUCCAAAAUAGAAGAGGCUCCAAGACGAAUAAGGGACGUAAUUAAUGUGUUUCAUCGACUUCGGCAUUUGAGGGAGAAAAAGAAACCUGUACCUUUACUCUUGGAUCAGGAUUAUGUUAAUUUGAAGAACCAAAUUAUAAAGGCUGAGAGAAGAGUUUUGAAGGAGUUGGGGUUCUGUGUCCACGUAAAGCACCCUCAUAAGAUAAUCGUUAUGUACCUUCAGGUGUUAGAAUGUGAGCGUAAUCAACACCUGGUCCAGACCUCAUGGGUAGCCUCUGAGGGUAAGUGACUAAGACUUCUCCUCUGCUGUCCAAGCGCUUUGGUGCAGGGAUAGCUGCCGUCUUCAGUCAAUCCAAUGCAGGCUCUCCAGACAAGGCUGGCUCUAGACAGGUGGUAUAUACGAUAGUAUAGUAACUGGCCGACUGCUUCUUGUGGUUAUCUUUGACUUUUUUUUCUUGUUCAUUUUUUGUUGUGCUUUGACAAUUGUAUUUAUUAGAUUUUAUAACUGUCUUAACUUAAAUUUUGUCACUUUAAAGCUGCUGUACCUGUGUAUUAAAGGUGUUUACCUUUUUCUUUGCCAAAACUGUAAGGGGUGGGAGGGGGUGGGGUUCAAAACUGUGACAGACUGGUUAAAUGGGAUCCAGAUUGAUGGUAGUAGCCUGUGGUCCAGUUUGUCUUGGCUCAGACAUACAUUGCUAAAAAUUCCUUAGUUCCACUUUUUCAGCAACAGCUGUAUUCUAGUAAAAGGUAUACACCUUUAAACUUUGAUAUAGUUAAUUAAACAUUGUAAAUUUCAAGUACAGCAAUAAGUACAAGUAUUCUUUUUAAGUGUUCUUAAUUGUUUUGUAUUUUAGGACUUUUAUUAUAAGGAAAGUGAAUUGGGCAUGUUUAUUGUUUGUGGCUGUUUUGAUUAAAGAAGAAAAUCACUAUAGCUAAAAUGUUUAAAAUCAUCUGUUUACUGGCAAAAAAAAAAAAAAGUAGUAGCUCCUACUGAUCGACAAAUGUACAGUUACCUUGUGUGGGAUUUUCCAGAGUCUAAUGGUGACUUAAUUUUGAUGUUUCGGUAGCCAGAUAGAGUGCCUUUCUCAUUUACAGUUUAGUGUAAUUCUUAGAAACUUGUGGGUGGGCAGUAUGUGCUUUAUGCUGCCCUGGGGUUCAGGGAGAGAUGAUAGGGUAGAGAUCACAGUAUGAUGAUCUGGCCCAUUACUGAUGCUUGAACACAAGGGAAUCCAUGGCUAUGCUAUGAAAACUCUUUGGAGUUGUAAAUCAUAACUUAAAAAAAAGUUUUUGUUCUCAUGGGGUCAAUCCUCAUCUUUCACCAUACUUGAUCUACAGCCAGAUGCCCAAGUUCUGAUUUUAGUAUAUUAAAUUUUAAGUGCCUUUUUUGAAGGAAUAUGUUGCAAAUGUAGUGAAUUAAUAUUUUACAUUCUGUUUAGAUAAAAACCUUUUGUACUUUAAUAACUUUUAAAUUGCAAUGUAGUUUUAAAAUGUGCUUACUGACUGAAACUUCCAGUGUUUUAUUGCCAUUGUCUGAUUCUGUGAAUGUUCAUUUUAAGACUCCUUGUUGAAAUGGGACAGUUUGGAAACGAUUCUUUGAUAAACCUGCGAAGAGGAUUUCACUUUGGGUAUUGAGCCUUCCUCUGCAUGAUGUUCCCAUAUAUCCGAAUUACGCACAAGGGCGUUUUUCCCAUCAAAAUGGAUUCUGUUCCGGAUGCUGUGAAUCAGUCCGUCAUGGGACAUGGACAGGUUGAAAAACAAACCAAAAAAAACCAAACAUUUUUCUGAUGCAAAGGAACUGCAGGGAAGAGGAUGGCUAAUCUCAGAAGAACUCCAGAAGGGACCAGUGCUCAGCUGAUGGCUUGAGUUUGCAUGCUUCUCUGCACUACGGAGAUUGAGCAUAAAUUCCUUUAAUUGAAUAUUUUUAACCACUAUGGUAGAUGUUGUAUUUCCAAAGCGUUGUGCUUUUGCAUGAGAGCAGGCCAGUAGUCUUAGCAGGAAAAAGUAAAGUUAAAAUUGGUUCUCUUUCAUAACAGUAUUAUCUGACAAAGUCAGCUUUAAAAAAAUUUUUUUUUACUGUCCCUCCCCUCCUUCCUUCCCUGUGUCCAGAAGAAGCUAUUCUAAUGUUCUUCCAAUAACUCUUGAGAUUUACAGGACUGUGUAGCCCUCAGAUUUAGAGGUAGAAUGCUUAGAAAUGGAGUGAUUUAUAGUGAAUGCAGACAUGUUCAGCAAUGCCUUGGGGAGUUGCAAUUCUUUUGUGUUUGAUUUUUAGGAACUAUAUGAAUGAUAGCCUUCGAACAGAUGUCUUUGUAAGGUUCCAGCCAGAGAGCA